AAUCCAAAUACAAAACAUCAAGUUAACGCAACGUUUCUAAAAUUCGAAACCAAAAUUCAAAACGAGUAUAAACAUUUAUAACCAAACGUGGCCUGCAAAACGAAGCAACAACAACCCAGAAAUGUGAUUCAAAGUGCGCAAUGUAAGAAAAUACUUAAGCCAUUGUGUUUAAUUCUAAAUAAAACAAAAAACCAGCAAAUAAGAAGAAAAAAAAUUAAUAAAAAAUACAUGAAAUUCCCAAACAAAACAAAUCACAACAAAUCCAAUUCCAAAUAAAACAAAAAAAGGACGGGAGCGAGGGAAAAAGUGAAUCAAAAGCCAGGCAAAUGGCAAUCAUCUACGUAGAAGCGUUUGCGUCAAGUAGCGAACUAGCAGCCGUCGUCAAUGAUUAAAGAAAGGAUAGAUUGAUAGCACGUCAUCAUCGCCAUUGCCGUCGUCUAGCUUAUGCUCUAGUUAGUUUAGACACCCGCGCUAGGACGACACCCAAUGCCAAACACAAUUAGAGCACCAACAACAACAGCAACAACUAUAGAGUAGACAUCAGCCAAUAGCCAACAGUCUCAACAUACUUCUCGUAGUACCCAUACAGUGCAGCUGGAGACCCGGUCAACACCAUGGAUAUCAAGAUUGAGCAGCAACAGCAGCAGCAGCAGCAACAACAACAGCAACAGCAGCAGCAGCAGCAGCAACAAACAGAGCUGGGACCGCUCUCGCCCUCAGAGGUGCCCAAUGAUCCUGGCAAAAUGUUCAUUGGCGGCCUAAGCUGGCAAACCAGUCCCGAGAGCUUACGCGAUUACUUUGGACGUUAUGGUGAUAUCUCAGAGGCUAUGGUAAUGAAGGAUCCCACGACGCGCAGAUCCAGAGGCUUCGGCUUUGUCACAUUCAGCGAUCCAAAUAGCGUAGAUAAGGUACUAACCCAAGGCACACACGAACUAGAUGGCAAAAAGGUCGAUCCGAAAGUAGCUUUUCCGCGACGUGCACAUCCCAAGAUGGUGACGAGAACGAAGAAAAUCUUUGUGGGUGGCCUGUCGGCACCCACUACGCUGGAGGAUGUCAAAAGCUAUUUUGAACAGUUUGGUCCGAUCGAAGAUGCCAUGCUGAUGUUUGAUAAGCAGACCAAUCGGCACAGAGGUUUUGGCUUCGUUACAUUUCAAAGUGAGGAUGUGGUAGACAAAGUUUGUGAAAUUCAUUUCCAUGAGAUAAAUAACAAAAUGGUGGAGUGUAAGAAGGCGCAGCCCAAGGAGGUGAUGCUGCCGGCAAAUCUGGCCAAGACUCGUGCGGCCGGUCGUUCUGCUUACGAUAACAUCAUGUGGGGUCUGGGGACAUUGCCCGAAGGUUUUCCGGCUGCCGCUUAUGCUGCUUAUGCAGCUGGUCGCGGCUACUCGGGCUAUCCUAGCUUCGGGCUACCUUAUCCAACUGUUGAUCUAACCAAUGGGCAGCUGACACCGAACAACAAUACACCGCUGCUCACACAGGCGCUGUCAGUGAUGAACAACUAUCAGGCAGCUGCUGCGGCUGCUCACAGCUUCGGGCCCUCUGCCUCGCCACACGCUGCGGCUGCCAACACAGCCACACGGCAGGGCUUCCCCUCUACCAACUCGCCCGGACCAACCAUUGACAUGUACAGCUCGGCUGCAGCUGACAACGUUGGCUAUGUACAGGCCACUAGCCCGCAGCCGUCAGGAUUCCCGAUUGCCGUUAGCCGUGCACCUUUAAACUAUAGCCCGGGACCACUAAUUCCUGCGGCAUUUACAAAUGGAUACCAUUAAAAAGGUGGCGCCGACAACCGCAAUAAUAACAACAACAACAUAAACAUGAAAAGAAGAAGAACAACAGCAACAACAGCCACAACUGCAGCAGCAGCAGCAGCAACAGAAGCGACAACAACAAACAGACACGCAAAGCAAAUGAAAAGCUGCAACCACAAAAGCAACAGCAACAGCAACAACAAAAACAAUAUAAAAAAAAAUAAUAUAUAAAAUACAUAAUAAUGAGGAAAACUAUGUGCAUAUAUAAGUGCGAAUAUUUGCAUGCCUAUGUAUGUAUGUUGAUAUAUAGUAUAUACACGAUAUAAAUAUAUAUAUACAUAUAUUUAUAUACGCAAGGCAGUAUCCCAAAUGAAAUCCGUUAAGCAGUCAAACAAACCCAAUAAACCAAACACACAAACACAACAUAUUAUAAUUAAUUAUAAAUAUACUAAACACACAUAAAUAAAUAUAAAUGCA
This is a messenger RNA of Scaptodrosophila lebanonensis, 2225 nucleotides long. RefSeq names its product RNA-binding protein Musashi homolog Rbp6 (gene Rbp6). Gene Ontology annotation, molecular function: RNA binding. Gene Ontology annotation, cellular component: cytoplasm. The transcript has 14 exons. Bases 615 to 1769 code for a protein of 384 amino acids. NCBI's taxonomy places the organism in Eukaryota, Metazoa, Arthropoda, Insecta, Diptera, Drosophilidae. The record is from RefSeq and is a predicted model, not a curated record.